AUGGGGUGCAGGCUCCCCAAGCUGCGGAAGGCAGAGGAGAGGCGAAGCCCGGGGAAGAUCUACUCCACCCUCCGCCGGCCUCAGGUGGAGACCAAGGUGGGCGUGGCCUACACCUACCACUUCCUGGAUUUCCUGCUGGGAAAGGAAGAGGUACCAGUGUCAUCGGUGCUGUGUCUGUCAUCGGUCAGGGAGUUGCCGGUGCAGGUCAGGGAACUCUACAGCCAGGGCUUCGUCCUGGUGGCCGUCCAUCCCUUUGUCCAUCCAUGUGGCCCGCGCCAUGCCCGCAUCCAGCGUCAGCUCCACAGGGCUGUGCUGGUUAGAGAGACGCAGAGCUCAGAGAAGACUCAGCUGAAGUGGGCAGGGCAUCGUCUGGAGACAGACGUAUGCGUGGCAGGUCACCAGGAGCCCGACCCGGAAGUGAUCCAGAACUAUGUGAAGAGGAUCCAGGAUGUGGCAGAGCAGGGGGUGAUGUUCGUCGGCUUCCUCCAGCAGCCUGGCGGGGGGCCCUGCUUCACAGGGCAGUGGGACCCCGAGGAGCUGUCUUCUUUGCACUCCACACCUUCCCCCGUACACCGACACCCCUACAGCGCCAGCACCAGCCCGACAGAACCAAACUGCAACUUCUCUGACUCGGAUCGCAAACUCUUAGAGUCGAAAGACUUGGAUCCCAGCUGUGCAGACGACACUGCGGAGGCGAAGGAUUCAAAUUUCGCUCCUUUAACUCCUGCUCAGGAUCACGACUUUGGCGCGGAAAAAUUACCUGAACAAAAACUCGAGGAAUCAACAGAAGACACAGGCCGACAGUAUCAGAACCAGAACCAACCACCUCCCAGUCCAGAGACGACAAGUAUAGACAGACGGUCGGAUUCUAAUUCACCAAAAGCCACAAAAACUCACCCAGACUCCCUCGGCGAAUCAGAGGAGAGACUUUCUGACCCGCAUCUGAAUUUUCAAAACGGGAUGGACAGAGAACAGUGUUCAAGCCCUGAAAGCUGGGUCGCUUCUCCAGAACUACAUCAUCGACAGGAGUCCAACACCGGUCACCUGGAUGGGCAGAACAGAAUGACAACCCACAACAACAACCACAUCCGGGACAAGGGGUCAGAGAAGGAGAAGCCGUCUGCCAUUACGUCGCCGGUGCAAACCAGGGUGCAGCUCUUUGCCCUGUACAACCACACAGGGGAGAUGAACAGUUCUUUGAGGUUCUACUCGCUCAGGGUGCCACUUGGCGUGCAGCGGGAGGCGGGACUCAUUACGGAGGUCGAAGCCCAUUGGCUCGAUCACAUGACAGAGCACUUCACCAAGGGCGCGCACCUCAUUGAUGGCUUCUUUCACCUCGGAGAAGACAACGACAAUGGGGUUUCGUCAGUGGAUAGCGUGUUCAUCUUUCAGAGCUCUGCGGAGGAGAACAUAACCACUUCCUAUGACGCCAUCGUGGUCGAGCAGUGGACUAUUGUUGAUGGUGUGGUGGUGAGGACAGACUACAUCCCCCUGCUCCAGUCUCUGGCUCCAUACGGUUGGAGGCUGAUGUCUGUGUUGCCAACGCCCAUCGUUAAAACCAACAGGUACAGGACUAAAGCAGCCCUCACCACCAUCGGCACUCUGGCCUCAGAGUUUUCCUAAGCCACCCGACCCACUCUGCAGCGCAAGAGGAAAGACUUCAAGAUGCCUAACCUCAGGGGUCGCAACAAGGCAAAGAAAAACUCUACUGGAGACGUGUCGGAGAAGGAGAGAGGGAACACGUCCCCCGUGACGGACAGAGGGAUGGAUGGGCUGCAGAAGAACAUGAAAGGGGAGGAGGAGGAGGAGGAGGAGGAAGACGAGGGGAGAGAGGGGGCGAGGAUCAGGGAGAACGGAAAGAGUGAGGGAGCGUGCCCUCAGAGGUGCGGAGGGCAGAGAAGAGGAGAAGCAGAGCAUCAAACGGAUCCCUCACUUCAGAAAGUGGGCGGGGCUUUGGGUGAAAACCAGGAAGACGAGACAGAGAUUGACAGGAUCCCAUUGGCCAAGAUGGAGAAGAUGGUGAGAUGGACAGAUGUGUGUCAGAGAGAGGACGGCGGCGGGGUGAAGACAGAGGUGAAGACAGAAGAGCGGAUCAAACAGCAGCUGAGGGACAGAGCCCUCUUCUCCGGCGUCUGUUGA
Molecule: messenger RNA, 2139 nt
Organism: Lampris incognitus (smalleye Pacific opah)
Lineage: Eukaryota; Metazoa; Chordata; Actinopteri; Lampriformes; Lampridae
Gene: rftn1a
Product: raftlin, lipid raft linker 1a
Exons: 9
Source: RefSeq, a predicted model, not a curated record